Setaria italica (foxtail millet) is the source of this 1908-nucleotide messenger RNA. Its product is annotated as homeobox-leucine zipper protein TF1. The record is from RefSeq and is a predicted model, not a curated record. The transcript has 10 exons. NCBI's taxonomy places the organism in Eukaryota, Viridiplantae, Streptophyta, Magnoliopsida, Poales, Poaceae. Bases 1 to 1908 code for a protein of 635 amino acids. Gene Ontology annotation, molecular function: lipid binding.
AUGUGGAAUACUUUCCCUGCAGUGCCUUCUAUUAAUGAUGAAAAGAACCUAAGCAAUCAUUCUCAAGAACUACAUGCAAAAAAUGGUCAUGGAGAGAGCCAUGGUGCUGGUGCCUCUAGAAUCAAUGAGGUUGACUCGAGCAUCUUGAUCGGCAACAAGAAAGCUCGUGAAGAGAGCCUUGGUGGUGGUCGGGAUGGUCCACAACCAAAGAAAAGGUCCCUACACAGGCUCACCAGCCAGCAGUUAGAGAUACUUGAGGGAUGCACUACUGAUCCAGGGCAACUCCAGAUUCUCAAAGAACUGGAACGGCUGAAAGUGCAUAAUCAGGUGCUGCAGCAAGAGUUGCAGAUACGUAUCAACAAUGAAACCUCUAUGAGGACUUCACCUACCCGCUUAUUCCAUCUUGAGUCCUCGUCAGAAAAUGUCUUUGUUGUGCAAGAUGACGUACAAGCGCUUACUGAAGUAGCCAACAGUGCGACGCAUGAGCUUCUCAUUUUGGGCGACUCCGAUUGCCCUCUGUGGAUGGCUGUACCUGGUGGUUCAUUCGAAGUACUGAACAAGAUGGCCUACACCCAGACAUUUCCUGGGCAAAUCAGUGUCGGUGCCAUUGGAUUCAAGACAGAAGCUACCCGUGCCAACGCUGUGGUCAUGCUGGGCUCCAAAAGUCUUGUGGAAUAUCUAAUGGAUGCUGAGAGAUAUGGCACCUUCUUCCUUGGACUCAUGUCCGGUGCAACGACUACCAAGGUGUACAACUGGCCUAAGAAUAGCGAGGAAGGCUACGAAGGAGCUAUGCAGCUGCUGACUGUCGAGCUGGUGUUCCCAUCGCCCCUGGUGCCGGCUAGGAAAUGCACCUUCUUGCGCUACUGCAAGAGGCUGGAACAUGGAGCCAUUGCUGUCGUCGACGUUUCUUUGGACGGCGGUGCCAAGUGCCGCAAGAUGCCAUCAGGAAUACUGAUUCAGCCCAUGAGGCACAACAGCUGCAAGGUCACCGUCAUCGAGCACGUUCGAGUAGAUGGUGGUACUCAUAACCUCUUCCAGCCAAGCCUGAGCGGUCUCCUCUUCGGCGCCAGGCGCUGGGUGAUGAGCAUGGCGCGACAGUGCGCUCGACUCAGGGACGUAUUCCAUGUCACCAACUGUGCCCUGAACGUUACUGCAAGGGGGAGGAAGGCCGUCAUGAAGUUGGCAGACAAUCUGCUCGCCGACUACACCAGCAGCAUCUCCGGCCUCCCUGUGGAUGCCUGGAGCGUCCAGUGCGGCGAAGGCACGGAGGAGGACGUCAGGAUUGUGUACAGAAGGAACGACGACACCAGCAACACCGCGGUCGUGUGCGCGAGCGCGACGUUCCUGCUGGAGCUGCCCAUGAGGAGGGUGUUCGACCUGCUUAAGAAUAACUUGCUGCGUAUCAAGUGGGAUGUCCUGGUGAAUGGAGGCUGCGUGAAGGAGGAAGUUCGUGUCGCCAAUGGCGUCGGAAGUGAAGAUGCUGUCUCCAUCCUGCAUGUCAAGCAUGGCAGCGGCACAAACAAGGAAAUCAUGAUGAUCCUCCAGAACAGCUGCUACGACGCAUCUGGGUCAUUCAUGGUCUACUCCUCUCUGGACAAAAACGUGAUGGAGAUGAUCACGAGCCCGGGAGGCGAACAUGCGAUAAACAACAUUUCCCUCUUUCCCGCCGGCUUCUCCCUUGUUCCCCUCCCUGACCCUGCGAACUUAGGCGCCCCAAUGGGAGAGGCUGGAAGAACUAUGAUGACUGCAGGGUUCCAGAUUCUGAUGAAGCUGGCCCGUGGGACUGGCCUGUGCCCUCGGUCAGUGUCGUCAGCGAUCAAGAUCAUGUCAGAAAACAUUGCGACUAUCAAAGAUACGCUGUUGAACAGCCACCCUGUUUUCUACAAGAGGUUCCCGUCUACCAACUAG